CGACGUUCUGGGUAGUCGCGAGCGCGAGUUCAGACCGGUAAGACGUAUCUGUUGUCGUCUCGUGUUCGUGAUACACGUCAAACGCGCGCCUCGGCGCGAAAACGAGGGUGUCGCUUUAACGUCGCUCGUGCUGAUAAGAGUGUUUUUACGGGAGUGUUAGUGUGACCAUCUUACUACCGUCGAGUACAGUGUUGACGAACUUGAUCGAUUUGUGAAGAAGAACUCUACAUUCAAGAGGGAAGUUGAACAGACGAAUUUUAUCGAAACGUCACUUCGUCGCCGGUGAUGCUGCUCUUGCCAUACCUUCUUCGUCCAUAUCUGGUCGGCGAGAUUGCGCUCCGAUUAUGAUGUGAACCUGUGAAGGUGGAAUCCUCGAGAAGCGCGAGGUCCUCGCAAUGGAGGCGGGACCGAAGCAACAGCAACAACAGCAGCAGUCGCAACAGCAGCAACAACAACAGCAGCAGCAACAGCAACAGCAAAAUUCGUCAGCUGCUGGCACGGGACAAACGUCGAGCCAGGCCACGAGUCCGCAAGGAAGCCAGGCUCAAGGCCAAACUCAAGGUCAACAGAAUCAAGAUGCGGCUGCAGUCGCAGCUGCCACUGCGGAGGCCGGUCCGGUGGAGGAGGGAGUGCUCCUCGCCAGGGUGCACGUCCCGGAACUUUACGUCAGCAAGUGUCUUCAGUUCCCGAGGGAUCAGCUCGUCUGGGACGUGAAGCAGCAAUGCCUGGCAUCCUUGCCCAAGGUGGCCACUUGGUACAGGGAGCUGAAGGAAAGCUUCAAUUACGGCUUGUUCUGCCCGCCCGUGAAUGGAAAAGCCGGAAAAUUCUUGGACGAGGAACGUCGCCUCGGCGAUUAUCCCUUCAAUGGACCCGUCGGCUACUUGGAGCUCAAGUACAAGAGACGAGUAUACAAGAUGCUGCAUCUCGACGAGAAACAGCUGAAGGCGAUGCACACGAGAACGAACUUGCGAAGGUUACUGGAAUACGUGGCAAACAGCCAGGUCGAGAAGAUCGCCAAGAUGUGCAGCAAGGGUCUGGAUCCUAAUUUCCACUGCCAGGAAACCGGAGAAACUCCGUUGACCUUGGCCACGACCCUGAAAAAGCCUUCGAAGGUCAUAAUAGCGCUGGUGAACGGCGGCGCGCUGUUGGAUUAUCGAACGAAAGAGGGUCUGACGGCAAUGCAUCGCGCCGUCGAACGAAACAGCUUGGAGGCGGUGAAGACGCUGCUCGAGCUUGGCGCCAGCCCCAAUUACAAGGACACCAAAGGAUUGACGCCGCUCUAUUACAGCGUCAUAUACAAGACCGACCCGAUGCUCUGUGAAACGCUGCUUCAUGACCACGCGACGAUCGGCGCCCAGGAUUUGCAGGGGUGGCAGGAAGUGCACCAGGCCUGCCGCAACAACCUGGUCCAACACCUGGAUCACUUGCUUUUUUACGGCGCCGACAUGAACGCGCGUAACGCAUCUGGUAAUACACCGUUGCACGUUUGCGCAGUGAACAACACGGACUCCUCUUGCAUACGCCAGUUGCUGUUCAGAGGCGCGCAGAAGGACAGUUUGAAUUACGCGAACCAGACGCCUUACCAGGUCGCCGUGAUCGCCGGGAACAUGGAGCUGGCCGAGGUCAUUAAGAACUAUCAGCCGGAGGAAGUUGUACCGUUUAAAGGGCCGCCACGCUACAACCCGAAACGACGGUCGGUGGCCUUCGGCGGCACGUCGACGAUGACCACGAGCUGCUCGGCCAGUAACUUGGGCACCCUGACCAGGAUACCUUCCGCGGAACAACAGCACGGAUCUGGUGGAAGUUUGACCGGUUCCGGAGGAGGUAGCCUCACCAGAACGAUCUCAGUGGAGCAGUACACGGCGAGCGUCAACGCGGUCACGAGAGUACCGUCCGCCGAGCAAUACGCGACCGGCAACCUGACCAGAGUACCGUCCACGGAACAACAGUAUCCAUCCACCGGCACCCUGAACAGAGUACCGUCCUCGGAACAAUAUGCCAGCCCUAUCGCGACCGCGACCGGUACCACCACCGUAACCAGGAUGUCUUCCGGAGAGCAAUACUCCGCGACCGCCGGUACGCUCACCAGAGUACCGUCCACAGAGCAAUAUCCAACCGGUACGCUCACCAGAGUACCGUCCGCCGAGCAGUACGCGAACAGUAUCGCGAGGACGGCGGACACCCAUCACGCCGCCCUCGCCAGAGUACCGUCCAUCGAAGCAACCAGAAACGAGCUACAGAGAAUACCGUCCGAGCAGCACGUUGCCGCUAGAUCCGCCGAGCAGAACGGUCAUCGGAUUACCUCGGACUACCAGAGCCCCAAUUCGCUGAGGGAUCCUAACGCGAGAUUACCAGCCACCGCGGAGAACUAUCAGAACGUAAGAAUGGAGGGACUGACGAGGCUGCAAGAACACCGGCUCGAGCUUCAACACCGUCUUGACAUGCACAGAACGAUGGAGAUGCCGCCGUCGCCGUCACCGAGCAGCAGGAGUCUAGCUCCUUUCAGCUCGGCUAGCUCGAGCCUCUCCGAAGGCAGCAAUCAACCGUCCGGCGAAGAUUCCGCCAGCAUCGUCACAGACAAGAGUCUCGGCGAUACAGCCUCCGACGUGAUUAGCGACAGUUCCGGGGUCGGAACCUCACAGUCGGACACUACCAAUUCCCUCUCGAUCCCAGGUACCACGGUCGUUUGCGUCGAGAGCUACAACAGCGGAAUUCUAGGCCAUCUGAAUAUCAAUCAGGGAGAUAUCUUGGAAGUCACCGGUGCGACCGACUGUGGUCUUCUCGAAGGAGUGCUUCGGGGACAGGGCACGGGUCUGUUUCCGGCGCACUGCGUACAAGAAGUCAGGCUCCGUCACACGAACAUUCCACUGGGCCCUCAACCUGCCAGGGAUGGCCGGAACAGAGUAUUGGGCCGUAGAGAAUCUCAACAUAAGUAUUUCGCUACUGCUCCUAGACUGAAGAAACCAGUUACGUCUGAACCUCGUACCGUGGUACUGCAUCGCUCGAGAAAAGGUUUCGGCUUCGUAUUACGGGGCGCCAAGGCAACCUCGCCUCUAAUGGAACUGACGCCGUCGGCCAGGUAUCCCGCCUUGCAGUACUUGGACGACGUCGAUCAAGGAGGAGUGGCCGACCUAGCUGGCCUCCGAAAAGGAGACUACCUUAUCCAAAUCAACGGCGAAGAUGUGACGACGGCGUCGCACGAACACGUAGUCGACCUGAUCCGAAAAUCCGGGGAACUGGUCAGAAUGACGGUAGUUUCCCCGAUGAUCAGCCUUCCGAAUUCGCAAUCGGCAGCCCUUUUGCCAACUAGUCAACCUAUUCAGAGACAGUACGCAACCCUUCCGCGUAAAGGUAACAACAACGUGGUGAUUGGCGGUACGCUUGGCAGAUCACCGGCUCCCAUGCCACCCCGAAGAGACCCGAAAACCACUCUGAGCGUUGGUCGCGCUCGAGCAAGAUCGAUGGUCGCGGGAUUAGAAGGUGGUGGUGAGAGAGACGAUCGCGACGAAAUAACGUCGACGGGAGCCAAAUCGAGUAGCGCGGAAUCGAUUCAUCUUCCUCAGCAACCAUCGACCGGACCCAAUACCGGACAGAACACACCGGUGCAGCCGCGAACGGCCAGUAUUCGAUCGAGACCUACCUCCAGUAGGAUCACUGCCGCGGAACUGGAGCUGAACUCAAGAGUGCGAUUCUUCGGUGGAUUGGGCGGUGGUUCCGAUCUUCACCGAGACUUUCACAGUACACCGGACUUAAACGUGCAGGUUCAGUCGUCUAUUUUGGCUCCGAAAGGGCAUAGAAGCCAAGAGGACGUAAACGCGUUGAAUGGCAGAAACGGGCUUCCACCACCGAACCAUCCGCCACCUCCACCACCGGUCGGUCAAGUCGUCAAAGUGAACGUGGGCGCGAACGUGCCGGACGUAGUCACGCCGGCUUCUGUGUACGAUAAUAUGGCUCACAUACAGCAAGUCAAAGAAUUGGCAGCCGCGACAGCAGACGGAGGUUAUGGCGUGAUGUCGAGCUUCCGACCAUCGAAUAGCGCCAAGUUAUACGCCUCACCGGAAGAUAUGAAGACGGUAGGAUAUCGUUCUCGCAGCCUACCAACUCAUACGACCCGUUGUCACGUGAGAAAAUCGCACAGUCUGCGCACCACCAACAACACGACCUUCAAGCCGUUAAACAACCAACAAAACGUGAACAACACCGUCAGCAACAACAACCAGGUGAACAACAAUCAGUCGGCCAACAACCAGUACGCGCAACCUCUGAAGACCAACAGAAGUCACAGUACGGCUGGUGUCAGGGAAAGAAAGAAGAAGGCCAUCGGUACCAGUUCCUCGAUCACGAAUCUCUCGUCAGUGGCGAACAACAAUGCUGGAAAUACGGUGACUAACGCAGCUCCGCCGAUCCCAGAACCGGAUUACAGCCUGUCGGAAUCGGACAACGACGAGGGAGAGGAAGAGACGGACGAUGAUGGAGAAUCAGAGAUCGCGAAGGAACUCGAGAAAGCGGCUGCAAGGGAGAAAUUGGAAUCCACUCGAGAAACAUCGGGCAACUCGAACACCUCGGGUUCGAGUUCAUCCGGUAGCAGUUCGUUACCACAUUCGUUCAGCGUUGAAGAAAUUCAGAAGGUCAGAACGCAAUUGAAGUCUUCGAAGAGCCAUCCGAACGACUUUUUGUUGCAACAAACUCAGCAAUCCCUCGUCGAGGACGGCGAUAACAGCUCGAGUGGUGUGAGUUCCGACCAAGACGUGCCAGUGGGUCCACCAACAGGUUUCGAUGAUACUACCGUUAGAAAUCUUGCCAACGAAGCCGCGCAACAUCCGACCACGGUGCUCUCCGUCACCAAUGUAGAGAAGGAGACGAAUCCGAAAAGAACGAGCUACGGUGGUAGCGGAUUACUGACGCGACACGCGGUUAGCCUAGCCCAGUUGCCGCCACCGAUCGAGGCGGAUGCCGAGGAACAAAGUAACGAUCUGUUCGUUCCACCACCGCCUGAGUUCAACGCUGGACCUUCCGCGGGCAGCGGCGACGAACUGGUAUUCGCUCCUCCGCCUCAAUUCUGCGACAACAAGCAGCAACCGCAACAACAACAGCAACAGAAUCGCGUGAAGAUCAUCGGAGCGAUACCGAAGGUUACCAACAAUCAAGUAAAAGCUUCCGGUGGGCGGUUGCAUAACCAGUGAGAAAGAAUCGUUGCGAAGGAUCGCCGAUGAACGGACGGUUCGAGUCGCGUGAUCGCGGGCCACGAUUUACCAGAGUCAAUUUAAUCUUUCCCUAUUAACCUUUCUCCUCCCGAGAUAAUUAUGUACGCACAUAGUGUUGCGCGUGAUCCCUAAAUAUCACCUGUUCCGUCACUGGACCAACGAUCGAACGCAAACUCGUUCGACCAUUGGGAAUAACAUACGAUGCGAUUGGCUGCAAUAAAAUUUUUCAUCGAUAACGUUCCCCGCGCCGGAGGAGUUUUGUAAGGAACGAACGCGCGCGUCUUCUCUAUCGCUAAAGUAUCCGUACUUGAAUAGGGCGCCGUUUAGAUCGCUCCGUCAAAAGGGUUUGUAGUAGUGAACAAGGUAUUCAGUGAAUUUUUACCGUAAAACCUAGAAUAUGUAUGAGUCGUACGAACCGCAGAUACGUUAGACUUA
This is a messenger RNA of Bombus impatiens (common eastern bumble bee), 5639 nucleotides long. It is a transcript of the gene Prosap, whose product is annotated as SH3 and multiple ankyrin repeat domains protein 3. Gene Ontology annotation, cellular component: dendritic spine; postsynaptic membrane; postsynaptic density. The transcript is spliced from 17 exons. The coding region runs from base 396 to 5183 and encodes 1595 amino acids. Gene Ontology annotation, molecular function: synaptic receptor adaptor activity; ionotropic glutamate receptor binding. The record is from RefSeq and is a predicted model, not a curated record. NCBI's taxonomy places the organism in Eukaryota, Metazoa, Arthropoda, Insecta, Hymenoptera, Apidae.